GGACGAGCCCCUGAGGCCUCCGUCCUCCCCUCAGAGGUGUCGGGGCUUGGCCCCAGCCUCCAUCUUCAUCUCUGAGGAUGGCGAGCAGCAGCGGCUCCAAGGCCGAAUUCAUCGUCGGAGGGAAAUAUAAACUGGUACGGAAGAUCGGGUCUGGCUCCUUCGGGGACAUUUAUUUGGCGAUCAACAUUACCAGCGGCGAGGAAGUGGCAGUGAAGCUAGAAUCUCAGAAGGCCAGGCAUCCCCAGUUGCUGUCCGAGAGCAAACUCUCUAAGAUUCUUCAAGGUGGGGUGGGCAUCCCCCACAUACGGUGGUAUGGUCAGGAAAAACACUACAAUGUGCUAGUCAUGCACCUUCUUGGACCCAGCCUUGAAGACCUCCUCAAUUUCUGUUCAAGCAGGUUCACAAUGAAAACCGUACUUAUGUUAGCUGACCAGACGAUCAGUAGAAUUGAGUAUGUGCGUACAAAGAAUUUUAUACACAGAGACAUUAAGCCAGAUAACUUCCUAAUGGGUAUUGGGCGUCACUGUAAUAAGUCAUUCCUUAUUGAUUUUGGUUUGGCCAAAAAGUACAGAGACAACAGGACAAGGCAACACAUACCAUACAGAGAAGAUAAAAAUCUCACUGGCACUGCUCGAUACGCUAGCAUCAAUGCACAUCUUGGGAUCGAACAGAGUCGCCGAGAUGACAUGGAAAAAGCAGAGCAGAUGAUCGGAGCAGCAUUUGUUUCUCCCCAAAUCUAG
Callorhinus ursinus (northern fur seal) is the source of this 740-nucleotide messenger RNA. RefSeq names its product casein kinase I. Lineage: Eukaryota; Metazoa; Chordata; Mammalia; Carnivora; Otariidae. Gene Ontology annotation, biological process: protein phosphorylation. Gene Ontology annotation, molecular function: ATP binding; protein kinase activity. The record is from RefSeq and is a predicted model, not a curated record.